AUGAUUAAAGCUGCUGCACGGAAUUUGUCAUGGUUAUAUGCUCGUUCAAGUUAUGUGAUAUGCCGGGAGAUCCAUAAUAAGAAAGUGAUUUUCUCUGGCAUUCAACCUACUGGAGCUCCUCACCUGGGCAACUACUUUGGAGCUAUUAAAAAGUGGCAUUCUUUGCAAAAUGAACAAAAUGAUUGCAUCUUCAGCAUUGUAGAUCUUCAUUCUAUUACUUUGCCACAAGAUCCUGUGAAGCUAAGGCAAAACAUUCAUUUAAUGACAGCCUGUCUAUUAGCUUGUGGAAUUGAUCCGAAAACAUCUAUACUUUUUCUACAAUCUCAAGUACCACAACAUGCUGAAUUGUCUUGGAUAUUAGGUACUUUUUCUACAAUGGCUCGGUUGUCACAUCUUCCGCAGUAUAAGGAAAAAUCUCAAAAUUUAGAUGUUAUUCCCCUUGGUCUCUUUAUAUAUCCAAUAUUGCAAAGUGCAGAUAUUUUACUAUACAAAGCAAAUGCAAUUCCUGUUGGUGAAGAUCAACUGCAACACGUUCAAUUAUGCCAACACUUAGCAAGGAUCUUUAAUAACAAAUAUAAAACAGUAUUUCCUGUCCCUUCUGCUAUAGUUGAUGAGACCUGUGCCAGAAUAAAAAGUCUUAGACAACCGGACAAGAAAAUGAGUAAAUCUGAUAUGGAUUUUAAAAACAGAAUAGAGCUUACAGAUCCACCUGAUUUAAUGUUAAAAAGAAUAAAAGAAUCGUUGACAGACUUUACAUCUGCUGUAACAUAUGAUCCUGAAAAUAGACCCGGAGUUAGUAACCUAAUUUUAAUCCACAGUCUGUGCACUGGAAAAGAUUUUGAGACAAUUUGUAAGGAAAAUGAACAUCUUGAUACUGGACAAUACAAACUAGUUGUUGCUGAAGCUGUGAUUGAAUAUUUCAAACCUAUUCAGUAUGAAAUGAAUAAGCUUUUAUCAGAUCCUGUAUAUCUAACAGGAGUAUUGAAUGAUGGGAAAGAAAAAGCUCAAGAAAUCGCGUCAAGGACGAUUAAUGAAGUCAAGGAAGCUGUUGGACUUUCAGCUUCUUGUUUAUAAAGUUGAUUGUGUAGUUUUGCACAUAACUCUUCAACACAAUGGGAAUUUAAGGACUUUUAGUUUUUAUAUGAUUCUUUAAUCAUCUGUGAGUUAUGUGAACUUUUUUUUUAAUAAAUACAGUCGAACCUCCAUAUAUCGAACUUCCACAUAUCGAAAUUUUCUAUACAUUGAAAUUUCAGCUAAUUUCUAUGUUCAUUACAUAGAAAAAUUGUUUCUAUAUAUCAAAAAAAUCUCUAUAUAUCGAAAUUCUUUUCGAGACAUUCGUAAAUUUUAUUUUCCACUUCAGACUGUUUGUCUCAUGAAAAAUGAAAAUUAGGGGAGAAAAUUAUGUUCACUAAAGGUUUGCCACGAAACUCAUAAGUAAUCUGGGGCUGUGCAGAUAGGUCGUUACUCCGUUCUGGAGUUCUUUAAUUCCUUCAAGUUUAUUUCAAAUCUAAGUUGUAACCAGUAACACUAAAAUCAGUUUCAAGUUAUCACUUUUGUCUGUUGAUUAUCAUUCCUAGUUUUUUAGCUUCAGUAAAAAUCAUUCAAGUGAAGUAAAUUGAUUUUUUACUUUUCCCUUGAUUACACUGUCAAAACGAAACCCCCUAAUGCUGCGAAUCAAGUUAAUUGCAGAAGAAUGAAAAUGUCUGACGGCGCAAAAAUGUAAUUUCUGUUAUUUUUUUUAAUUUUUCAACUUUCAUUUAAUCCGUUACUCGUAUAAAUGAGAAAUUGGGUUUUAUACACGAAAAUUAGCUUUAAUUUUAGUAAUUUAGGAGAUUUGAACGAUAAAAUAAGAUCGUUUCUAUAUAUCGAAAUUUCUAUAUAUCGAAUUUUUUUCCAAAAAUUUGCUACUUCGAUAUAUGGAGGUCCGACUGUAGUUUAACUUACAUCCAUCCAAGUUUUCAGUUGCAAAAAGUCUUAUAGCAUAGGCAAAGAAAAAGCAAACGCUCAUGCCAAUGAGGAUGUACUGCUUUCAGAACGCUUCAUCAAAUUACAAGUGAAUGAUUUGUGACUUUUUGAAAUGAGUUUCGAUUGGUUGUCUCAAUCUGUAGCAUCACCUUUAUUCUUAUAAUAUUAAUUGAACUCAUGAAAAUUGGGGUCAAAUUAUUGUCAUGUCAAAUUGUUGUAAUUUUAGUUUUGAUUUCUCAGAAGUAAUUUUUAUAAUGUAAAAUAUAUUGUUAAUAAGUAUAUUAUUUGAUUUGUGAAUGACUAAGUGGUAUUCCAUGUUCAUUGAGAAAUUUCGUUUUGUGUUUUCAAGAAUCAAGUCAUUACCAAAAUUAUACUUUUAUAUGAACUUAUUUGAAAAAUGUGAUAAAAUAUAUUUGUAUAAUUUUUAAAUAAUAAUUUAUGCAAUUAUAGUUUUUUUUUUUGGAAAGUUCGUUUUGAGUUAAAUGCAUAAAACCAACAAUGUCUGAUCCUCGUUCCUUUGUUUUCAGUUCAUAUUUGCUCUAUGUUAAAAGCAAGAAAGCAAUAGGCAUUUAGUAUUACGGGGGCAUUGGUUACUAUUGGGGCAGAGUUGAAUUGUGCUCCCUGUUACAGUUUGACAUCCGAUUGAAAAAAUCUCAUUAGUUGCACUGUUCAUAAGAGAUUCUGGGAAUUCACAUAUGGGUGGUAAAACCUUAUUUUAACUAGUUUAAACCAGUUUCCUUUUUGUUGAAUCAUAUCCAUAUGCGAAGCUGUGCCAUUUUAAUUUAUUUUAAGUCUACUUUUGCAUAUUAUCAACGUGGGGAAAACAGCAUCAGAAACAGCAAGAUAAUGUAAAGCUAGAAUGUCCCAAGAAAAUAGGAUAUGCAUAAGAAAAAGAAUAGAGAAUGUAAUAUAAAAGUUGAUGAUAGCAGAAAUAUAUUGAAUGAAAAACUGGAGAGGGAAAAAGAUAAAUUAAAUAGACAAAGGGAAAAUACAAAAGCGUUAGUAAUAGUCAUAGAAAGUCUUGAUGGAUAUUCUCCUUGUUAUACUCUUCAGACAUAGGAAAAAGUUGGAUGUGCACCGCCUGUAUCUCCAACAACACAGUGCUGUUCUAUUCGCAACUCCAGUAAACUAUAGGCGGCGCUGCAACCACUGUCUAAUGGCAGAUGAAAAAGGUAAAACAAACAAAUGCUGUAACUUCAAACUUGCUUUGAUGCUUAGUGAAUGACAGUAAUUUUUCAUCGUGUUUGUGGGAAGCUUUCUUUUCAAUUCUUCUGAAAUUACACUACACCACAAACUGUCUGAAGCCUGUAAUUUAGCCCGAAGAAAACAUGUGGAAUUUAAUGUUUUACCCUUUUCUUUAAUAUUAUUAAUCACCGCAACGUAGGGUACUCCAGCUCUGGAGUUGCGAAUUAAAACUUUUGUGAAUCUGCAAUUUUAACACCCAAACAAAAGAAACAGCUCAGCACUAAAUUUUCUGAUCAAGCAGAGAAACUUGUAAUGAAUUUCUACUCAUUUCAUAACAUUUCUUUCCAGAUUCCUGGUAGAGCAGACUUCAUUGUUGUUAGAGAAAAAUGGACAGAGAGUUACAGAACAAACAAAGUAGGACUUUUAAGGUGUGUAUUUCUGUAUGUGCUCUUCAUAAAAAUAAAUUUAA
This is a messenger RNA of Uloborus diversus, 3619 nucleotides long. RefSeq names its product tryptophan--tRNA ligase, mitochondrial-like (gene TrpRS-m). NCBI's taxonomy places the organism in Eukaryota, Metazoa, Arthropoda, Arachnida, Araneae, Uloboridae. Gene Ontology annotation, molecular function: tryptophan-tRNA ligase activity; ATP binding. Bases 1 to 1074 code for a protein of 357 amino acids. Gene Ontology annotation, cellular component: mitochondrion; mitochondrial matrix. The record is from RefSeq and is a predicted model, not a curated record. Gene Ontology annotation, biological process: mitochondrial tryptophanyl-tRNA aminoacylation. The transcript has 7 exons.